ACCAAUCCGGAGGAGUGGGCGGGGCCGGCGGCUGGAGCGGGGUCGCGGGGCCCGGGAGCUGCAGCCGGUCGGGAGCCGCCGGGUCGGUGCGCGCGGUGCAGCCUCAGGGUCUCUCCCCAAGGAUGUGGUCGCUCGUGCCAUUGUGGCUGGCGCUGUCUGGAGCAGUGACCUCCCUGCGGUGCCCCGAUGGCCGGCUGUGCCAGGGGCUUGACGUCUGCUGCCGGGAUCCCGGAGGGGAUGGCUAUGCCUGCUGCCCACCGUCUCUGGGCUCCUCGCACUCCGUGCCUAUGACCCAGGCCAGCAGCGUGGCCAAGCCUGCCGGGACCGUGUGCCCCGAUGGUACCUGGUGCCCCGUGGAACACAGCUGCCUGCGCACGUCGGCCGGCUCCUUCAGCUGCUGCCCAUUGUCAGAGGCCGUCGCCUGCGCCGACAGGCAUCGCUGCUGCCCCCGGGGGUCCCACUGCAGUGCCGACGGCAAAUCCUGCUUUGUGUUCCCAGGUCUCCCGGCCGCUGAUGCUGUCCAGUGCCCUGAUGGCGAAUCAGAGUGUCCCAAUGAGUCCACCUGCUGCAUGAUGCCCACUGGCUCCUGGGGGUGCUGCCCCAUGCCACAGGCCGCGUGCUGCGUGGACAAGGUGCACUGCUGCCCCCAUGCCACCACCUGCGACCUGGAACAUGCCCGCUGCCUCUCAGCCGCCGGCGAGCAGCCCCUGGGCAGCAAGGUGCCGGCCCGGAAGCGUGCGCCAUGGCAGGGAGUGCCAGCCUCAUUUAUCAUGAUCACCUGCCCCGACCACCAGUCAGCGUGUCCGGAUGGCACUGCCUGCUGCCAGCUGCCCACCAGCCAGUACGGCUGCUGCCCACUGCAGAAUGCCGUGUGCUGCCAGGACCACGUCCAUUGCUGCCCCAAGGGGUACACCUGCGACCCGGCGGGGGGCAGCUGCCACCCGCCCGCCGCCCCCGUCCCCUGGCUGGAGAAAACCCCGGCGCGGGUACGAGCGCCCUCUGCUGGCCGAGUGCAGUGCGACGAGCAGACCAGCUGUCCUGAGGGCAGCACCUGCUGCAGGCUGGCCACCGGGGACUGGGGCUGCUGCCCCCUGGAGGAGGCCGUGUGCUGCCAGGACCACGUCCAUUGCUGCCCCAAGGGGUACACCUGCGACCCGGCGGGGGGCAGCUGCCACCCGCCCGCCGCCCCCGUCCCCUGGCUGGAGAAAACCCCGGCGCGGGUGCGAGCGCCCUCUGCUGGCCGAGACGUGCGGUGCGACGAGCAGACCAGCUGUCCUGAGGGCAACACCUGCUGCAGGCUGGCCACCGGGGACUGGGGCUGCUGCCCCCUGGAGGAGGCCGUGUGCUGCCAGGACCACGUCCAUUGCUGCCCCAAGGGGUACACCUGCGACCCGGCGGGGGGCAGCUGCCACCCGCCCGCCGCCCCCGUCCCCUGGCUGGAGAAAACCCCGGCGCGGGUGCGAGCGCCCUCUGCUGGCCGAGACGUGCGGUGCGACGAGCAGACCAGCUGUCCUGAGGGCAGCACCUGCUGCAGGCUGGCCACCGGGGACUGGGGCUGCUGCCCCUUGCCGGAGGCCGUGUGCUGCCAGGACCACGUCCAUUGCUGCCCCAAGGGACACACGUGCGACCCGGUGGGGGGCAGCUGCCAGCAGGCCCUGCUCUCUGUGCCCUGGGCACCCAAGGCUCCAGCACACGUUCCUGGCGCCGCCCAGAGCAGAGGUGUGAAGUGCAACCAGACAGUCAGCUGCGAGGACGGGCAGACCUGCUGCAAGAGCGAGACGGGCACCUGGGCCUGCUGCCAUCUGCCGAAUGCUGUGUGCUGUGAGGAUCACCAGCACUGCUGCCCAGGGGGCUACACCUGCAACCUGGCCACGCAGAGCUGUGAGAAGCAGCAGGCUGGGCGGGUGCUGCCCGGGGCCCUGAGCCUCGUCGCCUCCCUGCUGCCCGCCAGCCCGGAGCCCAGCAACCAGGUGACCUGCGACGCCCAGCACUACUGCCGCACCCGCCAGACCUGCUGCAAGGCUGCCUCGGGCACCUGGGCUUGCUGCCCCUACUUCAUGGGCUCCUGCUGCCCCGACCAACGCCACUGCUGUCCCUGGGGCUACCGAUGCUCCAGGUCGAGCCUCGACUGCAAGCGGCGCUGGCCUCCACGCUGGGACGCCGGUGCCCCCUGGCUGCUGUGAGGUGCCUGUGGGGGCACCCCUGUGCCCACACUGAGGGGGGAGUGGGGAUUGCUCUGGCCCCUCAGUCUGUCUGUCUGACUUCCAGCCUCGGGGGCCUUUUCUCUGGCUGCCCCAGGGCACACAGGCCCCAUGCUCUGCAGGACCUGUCCCACCCAGCCCCCUGGGGCUAAGCACAUGGGAGAGCACCCCCGCCACGGGAGUCUAACCCUGGACACAGCGGUCUGGGCACAUGCAGCUUCGUCCUCUGCUCCCAGUGCUGCUUUCCUGCUGGGAGCUUGGAAGGUUAAGGCUCCCACCCCACUCCAGGCUCUUCUCCUUCUGUGGGGGCCUUGAGGCUGGGCCGGGCCAGGCCAGGCCCUCCUCCCCCACUGUUGGGAGCUAGGGGCUGCAGUAGGGCCUGGGAACCUGGGUUGAAGAGCAAGGUGGCUGGGCUGCUUUGCUUUCUACAGCCCCCCUUGGCAUCUGUGUCUCCCCCCAUUUCUCCCUGGCACUCGGGCCCCUCCCUGGGUCCUGUUGUGCUGCCUGUGAAAGCCGGGGCUGGGAAGGCUGGAAGGUGGGCACUGCAGUCUGGCUCCUGGCACUCUCCUACCCCAGUCCCUGAAUGUGCGUUGCCCUGAGCUCGUGCCUGCACUGUGUCUGCUGGGCACCAGGGAUGGACAUGCCCUUUUUCUAGCCCCCCAGUGCCAGGAGUCUCUGCUGCCUGCCCAGCCCCUGCCCCCCUCACAGCUGCCCCGAGAGCCCAGGGCCAGACUGGCACCAUGCCCUCUGGUCACCAGCUCCCUUGCCUCUAAGAGUGCCCCACCUGUGGCUGGGGCCUGUGCCAGGAACAGGGGCCCAGUACCUGGUGCCAUUAGGGUUGAAGUGGCUGGAAGAGAGUGAGAACCAAUAAAGGGUGUGGAGGACGGUG
Molecule: messenger RNA, 3090 nt
Organism: Caretta caretta (loggerhead turtle)
Lineage: Eukaryota; Metazoa; Chordata; Testudines; Cheloniidae
Source: RefSeq, a predicted model, not a curated record